UUAAGCAACACGCAACUCUAUAAUAGUUGGCGACGAGGAUACAGCUACCGAAAAAGUCAAAUUACACAAGUCUAAAGUCAUGUCGUUAAUCGGUGAAAUUGAACCAUUUGUCAUGGGCGAGAUCGUCAGGGAGUACUUGGAACGUAUGGAUAUUUUUCUCCAAGUAAACGAGGUGGAACCAUCGAAGAAGACGAUUAUGUUGCUGACCUUGGGUGGAGCGUCGCUGUAUAGCCUCAUAUCAAAGCUGGUGUUGCCUGAACAGCCAAAAACGGUGAACUAUGAGAAGCUGUGCAUUAAGCUACAAGAGCAACUGGAACAGAAAGUCAACGUAGUAGCGGAACGGUUUAACUUCAGAAACUGUCUGCAAAAAGAUCGGUCGGUUGCAGAGUACAUCGUUGAACUAAAAGCACUCGCACAAUCGUGUAAAUUCACGUGCUGUUUAGCACAAUGCUUGCGAGAUCAACUAGUAGCUGGUGUUCGAGAUGAAGGAUUACGAAAACGUCUUCUACGAGAGUCGGAUUUAACAUUCGAGAGCGCAGAAAAUAUCGCCAGAACGUGGGAAGCUGCAGAUGAACAAAACGAAACGUUUGCAGCGAAGGAGAAACCGAGGGAGAUGGCGGUGAUAAAGUGUGCGCCAAAACGAAGCGUCGGUCCGAAAGUGCACUACUACCGUGGAAGCAGUACACCUAUACAUCAACAGAGCAGUGCGCAUAAGCAGGAGAGCAAGUGUUACAGAUGUGGAAGAGCGCAUAAUCCACAGACAUGUCCUGCGCGUAUGUGGCAGUGUUUCACUUGUAAGAAGUAUGGUCAUGUGUCGUCGUGUUGCCGAAAUACUAACGUGCAUAGUUUGCGAUCGGAAUAUAGGGAUGUGUCACUAACACGCAUAUUCGAUGAUAACGCGAUUAGUAGUCCAGAAGUGUGCGUACUAAAAGUUAAUGAGAAAGACGUUGAGUUUGAGAUAGACUGUGGUGCGUGUAAUACAGUCAUACCGGAGAGUGUGUAUAACGAAAAAUUUGCCAAUAUCGAAUUAGAACAAACACAUUUGCGUUUUAUUACGGCAUCGGGUCAACGUGUAGUACCGUUAGGAAAAAUAUGUGUAAAUGUAAGCACAAAGACUAAAACGGUCAGUCUAGAAAUAACAGUAAUCGCAACUGAAAACAAAGGGAAUCCUCUACUAGGUCGUGAUGCGUUAGACAUAUUAUUUCCUAAUUGGCGAAAAAGUUUUAAUUUAAAUCAAAUUGAUACCGAUAAAUGUCGGGUCGACCCGAACUCGUUGUAUCCGCGGGUCGGAUUUGAUUUCGACUCCGACCUAGCGCACCCGCUGCACCCACGGGUCUGA
Molecule: messenger RNA, 1339 nt
Organism: Anopheles merus
Lineage: Eukaryota; Metazoa; Arthropoda; Insecta; Diptera; Culicidae
Exons: 2
Coding region: 80-1339 (419 amino acids)
Biological process (GO): proteolysis
Molecular function (GO): aspartic-type endopeptidase activity
Source: RefSeq, a predicted model, not a curated record